AUGAGUACCAUUUCCAAGAAUUCCUUGAAGAGCUCCCUGCUGCAGCUAGAAUGUCAUUUUACAUGGACUUUGCUGAAGCAGGAUGUGGAUCUCGAUGAUGUAGAGGAAACAAUAGGCAACCAGAUCGAGUUUUUCGUAAAAUCCAACAAUAAUCUAUUAUCCUAUAUAUGCCACCUAAAAUUCAAACAAGCUGAAGAAGAAGUUAAAAAAAAAUAUCCAGAUGAAGUUGCCAGAAGUCUUGUUACCUGGGGGAACUAUGCCUGCAUCUAUUACCACAUGGAGAGAUAUAAAGAAGCUCAAACUUAUGUAAACAAAGUGGAAAACAGCUACAAAAAGCUUUCAAGUGCUGCUCAGUGGAAGAUUCAGCUUCCAGAGAUCUAUGCUGAGCAAGGAUGGGCAUUAUUAAAGUUUGGCGGAAAGUACUACAAGAGAGCAAAGAAUUGCUUUGAAAAUGUCCUGAAGAAUGAACCCAAUAACCCGGAAUUUAAUGCUGGCUAUGCAACAGCAAUGUAUCAUUUGGAACAGGUUUCUCACAGACAACGCGAAGACUUAAGCCCGUCCCUUGAGCCCCUGAAGCGUGCAGUGAAGGAACUGAAUCCAGAGGAUACUAUCAUUAUGGCAUUACUUGCAUUAAAACUUCAGGACUUAAAGCAAGUUGAUGAAGGGGAGAAGUACAUUGAAGAAGCAAUGGAGAAAACCCCUGAUCUUCCUUAUUUCCUGCGGUAUGCCGCUAAAUUUUACAGAAGGAGAGAAGAAGCCGACAAGGCACUGGAGAUUUUGAAAAAAGCCCUAGCAGUGACACCAAAAUCUGCCUUUUUGCACCACCAGGUAGGACUCUGCUACAGAGCAAAGCUGUUUCAUUUGAAAAAGACUACAAGAUAUCCACCUCAAGAGCAAGUGGAGGAACUCAUCCGACUUUCCAUUUUUCAUUUUAAAACAGCGACUGACCAAAACAAAUUUUUUUCUGCCUAUACCGACCUAGCAAACAUGUAUGCACAAGGAAAGAGGUAUGAAGAAGCAGAAGAGACAUUUCAGAAAGCAUUUCAGAUAAAUAUUCUAUCCUAUGAUGAUAAACAAGAACUCUACUACCAUUAUGGCAAUUUUCAGCUUUUUCAUAUGAAAUCAGAAUCUGAAGCCAUUAGGUAUUACAUAGAAGGUCUGAAAAUUGAAAAAGAUUCUAUUGGAAGAAAUAAGUGCAGAAAUGCUCUGGAGAAAUUGUUGGAACAGAGAAUUCAGAGAGGUUUAGGAGAUGCAACAGAUUUUGGUACACUUGGACUUGUUUAUAAUCUAAACGGUGACAAACAUGAAGCAAUUGAGUGCUAUGAGAAAGCCGUUGCAUUGUGUCCGGACAAUGAAGAAUACCUGAGUGCACUGUGUGAGCUACGACUUUCCAUCUCAACCUAA
Molecule: messenger RNA, 1404 nt
Organism: Fulmarus glacialis (Northern fulmar)
Lineage: Eukaryota; Metazoa; Chordata; Aves; Procellariiformes; Procellariidae
Product: interferon-induced protein with tetratricopeptide repeats 5-like
Biological process (GO): defense response to virus
Cellular component (GO): cytosol
Molecular function (GO): protein binding
Source: RefSeq, a predicted model, not a curated record